GAGAGCCUGAGUGUAACUGCGUGUGUGUCCGUGGAUGUGUUUUCGUGGGGAGGGGAGAUUCCCCCUAAGCGAGUUACAAGCGUUGGAACUGACCAAGCACAGAGCGCGUGUGGUUCGAUGUCACACCAACCGAAACAGCAGACUCGCGCAGACGGCGACUUUGAUCUGUGAUUGGAGGAAAAACACACCGUUCCGACCAGCUUCGAGGCGUGGCUUGCCAAAGUGAUCUCUAGCUAUUUAGGGUCAAGUUGAACAUUUUUUUCCAUCUCAGCAAGCGGGGUUGUAAAGUUUGCAUUAUUGCGAGGCAGAGAUCGGUAGAAAUCACGCGACGACAAAAAAAAGGUAUAGAAUUCGUUGGACUGGCUAUUGUUAUACAAGCUGCAAGCGCCACGAAUCCCGAGCUCGAGGCUCGGGGUUUUCACGAAGAACUGGGGCAACUAGCUAUCGACAUAGCCGUUUAGCCAGACAAAAUCAGCUAACGUUAGCUAAUCCCUUCGCUAGCUAACGAAUCCCAACGUGGGAGUGCUAGUAGUCUGAAGCGGAGCAAACACCCCCAUCUGCGGAUCAGGCUCAGGCUGGUGAGUCAGUGGGCGUGUUUUGUUCGUGUCUCUUGCGUGCUGUUAGCGAGCAAGCUGGCUAACUAACUUCUUGGCAUAAAAAUGUCCGCGAUUUACUAGCUAACUUUUGGGUUAUUCUGCUGAUAAGCGAAGGACGGGGCGGUUAGUGUUGAUCAGGAAAGUUCUGUUCAGAUAGCAGCCAGCGCAGAUCUUGGCAAGUUAUACAACGUGGAAAACUUCGUAGCUGCUGCACACCUUUUGAGUCGCGGGCAAGUCGGCUACUCCUUUACCACCGGACCUAACGACGGGCAUGAAUCAGAACGAGUAGUGCAACAUUUACAAAGGCAUAAAGAAGGAGGGGGAAAACAUCCUCACUGGCCAUUUUCUUCUACCCAGCAAGUGAUGGAGAUGGCUGUGAGUACCUCCACGCAGGCUCCGGAUGAGUUUGACAGGAAUGUCCCGCGGAUCUGCGGGGUGUGUGGUGACAAGGCCACCGGAUUCCACUUCAAUGCCAUGACCUGUGAAGGGUGCAAGGGCUUCUUCAGGCGGAGCAUGAAGCGUAAGGCCACAUUCACCUGUCCUUUCAAUGGGAGCUGCAACAUCACCAAGGAUAACCGGCGCCACUGCCAAGCCUGUCGCCUCAAGCGCUGUGUGGAGAUUGGCAUGAUGAAAGAGUUCAUCCUGACAGACGAGGAGGUUCAGCGCAAGAAGGACCUGAUCCAGCGGCGUAAGGAGGAGGAGGCGCUCCGCGAGUCCCAGCGCCCACGCCUGACUGAUGAGCAGCAGAACCUCAUUUCCUCGCUGGUGGAGGCACACCACAAGACCUAUGACGACUCCUACACCGACUUUGCGCGCUUCAGGCCUCCAGUGAGAGAAGGUCCAGUGACACGUAGUGCCAGUCGAGCAGCUUCCCUCCACUCACUGUCAGAUGCCUCCUCGGACUCUUUCAGCCACUCUCCAGAGUCUGGGGACAGUAAGGUGAACCUGAGUAAUCUGCUGAUGAUGUACCAGGAGCAGGGCUCCAGCCCCGACUCGGCUGAAGAUGAUGGCUCCCGCCUCUCCAUGCUGCCUCACCUGGCCGACCUGGUCAGCUACAGCAUCCAGAAGGUCAUCGGAUUCGCCAAGAUGAUCCCUGGCUUCAGAGACCUGACAGCAGAGGACCAGAUUGCCCUCCUGAAGUCCAGUGCCAUCGAGGUUAUUAUGCUGAGGUCCAACCAGUCCUUCAGCCUGGAUGACAUGUCCUGGAGCUGCGGAGGACCCGACUUCAAGUACUGUGUCAACGAUGUGACCAAAGCUGGACACACUCUUGAUUUGCUGGAGCCGCUGGUGAAGUUUCAGGUGGGGCUGAAGAAGCUCAAUCUCCAUGAGGAGGAACACGUGCUGCUAAUGUCCAUCUGCCUGCUGUCUCCUGACCGUCCAGGUGUGCAGGACCACGCGCGUGUGGAGGCCCUGCAGGACAACAUGUGUGAGGUGCUGCAGGCGUACAUCCGCAUCAGCCACCCCGGCGGGCGCCUGCUCUACGCCAAGAUGAUCCAGAAGCUGGCCGACCUGCGCAGCCUCAACGAGGAGCACUCCAAGCAGUACCGCCUGCUCUCCUUCCAGCCCGAGCACAGCAUGCAGCUCACACCCCUCGUCCUGGAGGUCUUCGGUGGACAGGUCACCUAGCAACCUGGUCGUCAAGGCCGCAGCCAAAGGUCGCGGGGGGGGAUUUGGUGCAGUUGGGGAGGGGGGCGGGGGUGUAGGGGGUUGGGUGAAGGGGUUGCAGCACGAAGAAUGGAAUGAAUGUAUGGACAAUCGCUCACAAACAACAACAACAACAACAACAACAGCAACAUAACACAAUGAAACGAGUGCAGUUUGCAGGCAGAGCUAGAGUGUGUGUGUUUGUUUGUGUGUGUGUGUGUGUGUGUGUGUGUGUGUGUGAGCGCGUGCAUGUGGAUGAGUGAGUGAGUGAGUAUGUGUCCAUAAGAGCAAGAAACGAAUAGGAAAAGUCCACUUUUGUCAGUGGGUUGGCAGGAGGAAGGGGAGCUCCUCAGUAGGUUGGGAAAUCAUAGUCAGGGAAUUCUGUUGAAGAAUGUAUUUACACACCAUUCAUUUCAUCACAUGACACAAAACACACAGUUUGUAUUACAGUUUAGCAGUAUUGAAUCCUAUGGGUAACACUACCAACAAACGCACCUCUUUUUCUGUGCGCAUUCUGGACUUUUUUUUUUUACGGUUCUUCUCUUUUGAUUUUUGGUUGUUGUUUAAAGAAAACCUCUAUGCUCUCUACCAAAAGCACUGUCCACUUCCACAAAAGCUGUGUCUCUCUCUCGCUCUGUUUCUCUCUCUCUCUCUCUCUCUCUCUCUCUCUCUCUCUACACGUCAUGCCUUUUUUUAGACUAACAGGGUUGCCAGCUAACGGUUUGCAGUCUUACCGAAUCUCUGAAGGAAGUGUCGCUAGCUAGUGCUGAUAUUGCUAACCAAUCAAAGAUCAGUUCUCAGCCAUCUCGUGGGGAAUUGUUUCUGGGGUUGUCUCUCUAUGUCUUUUUUGUUUUGUUGAUGUGUUUAUCUGGUGAGCUCUGGUCAGUCUAUGCCUGUAGGCUUUGCUACUGUUAAAGCUUUUAACGCUGUCCUUGGGCUCCCCAAUACUCAGCAAACAGCACUGCAAUAUCUGUCAUUCUUAAGCUAGCCUCUAAUGUGUAUAUAUUAACAUAUACAUGUGUAUUAUCGAUAAGCUUUCUAUAUAGAUUUAAGGAUAUAAAUGGUAACUAAGUGAUAAGCUGUUUAUGGCACAUUGUCAUGUGCUGUUGCCAACACUACAUUGCCACAUCUGUUGGAAUCGGUACCCACUCAAGUGUCCGGUUCAUGCUGGUGUAUCAUAGCCACAAACCAAACAUAAGCUGACGGUGAACAGUGAACAUACGAUAAAUUCUAAGAAUUGGUGUCAAUGGAUAGCAAGAGAUUCCUCAAUGGUCACACUCUCUAUCCUUGCAGUUUUUAUUCCCGGUACAAUUCCAUGAAUUGUGUGUGUGUGUGUGUGUGUGUGUGUGUGUGUGUGUGUGUGCGCGUGUGCGUGUGUGUGUGUGUGUGUGUGUGUGUGUGUGUGUGGACCCUAGCUUUUAAUUGAGGACUCCUUUCUAAUCCACUUCUAAUUUCAAAUCUUCAGAAGCUUAGAAUUGUUAAGUUUUGUUUUUUUUUUGAGUGGAAAUUUUGUUGAGGAUGUAAAGUUUUCUCUCUUUUUUUCUGGUUUCUAUUCCUCACUCCUUCCAUUUGUAUCUUUCCUACUGUUCCCUCUGGGCUGUCAAGCCUCACCUCUGUUUUCCUGCACAACCUAUUGUGUUUUGCCUUUGUUUUUCUCUGCAUACCGAAUUGUUUGUUUUGUGUUGCCACCUUGUGGCAGAUGUUUGUAAAUACUUUUAACUCAUCCAUAGCUGUACAUAGGGCUAACCCAAUGAACUAAUAGCAAGAUAAUCCUGGAAAAUUACAAAAAAAAAGAGAAAUAUAUAUGCAAAUAUAUUAUUGAUAUUUACUUUAAAACGUAUUUUUUAUUCACGUAAAGCACUGUGGUUACAGAGCUGUAUCAUUAUGCUGACAGUAACGUAUAGCAACGCGCUCCUCGAGACGAUCCCACGUGGCCACGGAGUGUCCUCGAACGGUUGCAUAACACGCCGUAAAUCAGAGCGGCCCUUAAGUCACGCCUCAGCACGCGUGCGCGUUCACUCUCUCUCUCACUCUAUCUCUCUAUCUCUCUGUCUCGCUCUUGUUCGCUCGUUCCCUCACCCAAACGCACGGCCCAGCCUGGUCAGAGCUGAGCUGCCGUACAGGAAGUGAUGGCGUACAUGCGCCCGCCACUCCCAACCCCCCCACCCCCACCCUGCCACAGUCACAGUGCUCAUCCAACCCCCGCUCCCCUCAGUCGCCCCCACAGCACGUCACGCUGUCUGUCUGUAAACACGCACACAGCACACACACUCACAACUGAACACGCGCACACACACACACACAUGGCAUUUCAGAGAGAUGACUCAACAGAGACUCAAGGAUAAAUGAUCCAGGUGUGGUAGGCGUGGAUGAGCACUUCAAAUGGGAUGUCUUUAUCUUGGAACCCAGAGCACUAGGGCUCAAGUUAGGACAGAGGUCUUCAUGUUUUUUUGGGUUCUGGACUUUGUUUCUUGUUUGAGAUACGACUCGUACGAGGCUCUUGGGAAGGGCGUUUAUUUUCCUCCAGUUGGCUGAAUUUUCGUGUUCGGAGAAAGUAGAAGGACUUAGUCGUCAGGAGAACACGAUGCUGCUCAUUGCUCGCAUUUGCGACCGCUUUUAAGUAUAACUAUUUGAGAGAAGACAAGUGGCGUACAGGUUGAAUGCUGUUGUGCAUGUGCGACAUGUGGAUGUGUGUGCAUAUACACACAUUAUCACCUAUGUAUACACUCACAUAUGUGUAUAUAUUACACAUGUAUAGGUUGUUUGUGUGUGUGCGCAUGUGUGUGUUAGGGAGUGGUAAAGAAUUGCUGAAAGGUAGUCGCUCCUGCGGUUUGAUCUCUAACUUUGUUGUUAGAACAUGCAAAUGAAUUAUCACCUCCCUUUUUCAAGUAAGGGAAAUCCAAAAAAAAAAAAAAAACCUUUCUCAGGCCAGAUCAUUUUCCAUUUCGAAUUUGACACCGCGUGUGUGUUUUUUUUUUUUUUUCUGUCUGUCAACAUUCCUGGGAAAUACUCACUACUGCAAAAAUGGGAGAUUGCAGAACCGUGUUUGUAAAAUAAUGUUUUAUGCAAAAAAGAUAAUUUAAAAAUCAUUUGAACCCAUUCAUGCCACAGUAGGCUGGUUUAUGAUUGGCUCCUCUGCUGCUUUCCCUUGCUCCUCCUCUCCAUUGUUAUCCCACCAGUGUUCACAGGAGCAUUGUGGGGGGUUUUCCAUCGACACUUUUAUAAUCCACUUCGGCCGAGCCAAUUUGCAUUUCCAUUACAAGUUGAACGGCGCUAAAAUGUGCCACGCUCAUUUUGGACCCUCUCCAGAGCAGGGCCAAACCGCGCCAGGUCCGCCUCCAAACUCAGUCAUCAUUCAGCGCUUGCCAUGGUGAGUCUGUAGUUUUGUAUAUCCAGACACGUA
Messenger RNA from Clupea harengus (Atlantic herring), 5643 nucleotides. It is a transcript of the gene vdrb, whose product is annotated as vitamin D receptor b. Gene Ontology annotation, biological process: cell differentiation; positive regulation of transcription by RNA polymerase II; negative regulation of transcription by RNA polymerase II. Lineage: Eukaryota; Metazoa; Chordata; Actinopteri; Clupeiformes; Clupeidae. Gene Ontology annotation, molecular function: vitamin D response element binding; nuclear receptor activity; zinc ion binding. Gene Ontology annotation, cellular component: nucleus. The record is from RefSeq and is a predicted model, not a curated record.